AUGGCCAUGACGUGGUCAUUCUCCGGCAUAACCACCUUUGCCCAUCUCAAACACGUCAAAUGCCUGACUACGCCCAGCGAGAAGUUUGAUAUUGCCAUUGUUGGGGCGCCGUUCGAUACAGCGACUUCUUAUCGGCCUGGCGCCCGCUUCGGUCCCCGCGCCAUCCGUCAAGCAUCAAGCAGACAAACCUCCUUCCGCGGCUUCAAUCCCCGCGCAGGCAUCAACCCGUACGCGAGCUGGGCGACCAUCAUCGACUGUGGUGAUAUCCCUAUCACGCCAUUUGACAAUGCUGUGGCGCUGGGGCAGAUGUCUGAGGCUUUUGUUGAGCUGGGGUCGAGAAGUGCUCCCCUGGGUGAGAAGGUGAAGGGGAAGGGGAAGGGGAAGAGGAAGCCAAAGUUGAUUACUCUCGGUGGUGAUCACAGCUUGGCGCUGCCGGCGUUGAGAGCGUUGAAGAAGGGAUAUGGGAGGGAGGUGAGGGUUGUGCAUUUUGAUGCCCACCUCGACACCUGGCACCCAGCCAAGUACCCCUCCGCCUGGCCCUCGACCCAAUCGCACUUCAACCACGGCUCCAUGUUCUGGCUCGCUGGGCAAGAAGGUCUUUUGUCCAACAGUUCUUCCGCCUCCAACAUCCACGCCGGCCUCCGCACCCGCCUCUCUGGCACCGACCCCUCUGAUUUUGUCGAUGACUCCUCGCAAAACUGGCUGCGCAUCUCAGCAGACGAUAUCGACGACCUCGGCGGUCCCGCAGGCGUCAUAGCUGCCAUCAUGGACCAAUUUGACUUGAACGACCCCGAUCCAGACCCGGUGUACCUGUCCAUCGACAUUGACGUGCUUGAUCCGGCUUUCGCUCCAGGCACGGGCACGCCGGAGCCGGGAGGGUGGACGACCAGGGAGUUGAUAAGGAUUUUGAGAGGGCUGGUGGAUGUGCUGAAUGUGGUGGGUGCGGAUGUGGUGGAGGUUAGUCCGGCGUAUCAAGGGAGAGGGGAGGAGACGGCAUUGGCGGCUGCGCAGGUUGUCUAUGAAGUGCUGACGGGGAUGGUUAAGAGAGGGUUGAAGGACGGUUCUAGUGAGGAGAGGGCGGAGGGUGGUGUUGACAAGGCUCAUGAUGAACUUUGA
Messenger RNA from Neurospora hispaniola, 1116 nucleotides. Its product is annotated as Arginase/deacetylase. Gene Ontology annotation, molecular function: metal ion binding; agmatinase activity. Bases 1 to 1116 code for a protein of 371 amino acids. The record is from RefSeq and is a predicted model, not a curated record. Lineage: Eukaryota; Fungi; Ascomycota; Sordariomycetes; Sordariales; Sordariaceae. The transcript has 4 exons.